AUGACAUACACCGCAAAUUCAUCCGAUCCGUAUGAGUCAUUCUCUCCUUUUGUCGUUUCUCCAGACUGGUCCCGUAUUACACUCGAAGAGGAUGCAUCCUUCACCAGUGUCCUCAACCUUUCUCCCGAGAACAGACUUUCGGACUGUAGCGGCAAUCUGCCAUUGAAAUCAGCGUCUAUGGAAUAUCAAAGUCAACUAGACAUUGAAGACAGCGCCCAAAAUCUUCGUGUUGGGGAUGAGAAAGACACUGGGUGUGUUGCCAACCUUUGGGACAACUACCACUCGGAAUAUGCAAUUACUUCAUUUACUGACCCAAAUUCCAUGCCGUUUGAUUCAAUCAUCAAUGUGGUGGUCUCUGCAACAAAUACCUGGAGAGAGCAAAGUAAUACCAACAGGGGACUUCCCCGCCGCAGAAGUAGGCAUUACCUCCGGAGAAGAAGCGUCAACCCAGGUGUCACUGGGAUGAGUGUACAGCCAUCCUAUCCUUUGAUGCGAUGGCAGCAGUCGCCUCCUGAAGACGAACCUGCUGCACUCUCUACCGUAAGAGCUGCAGUUCAGCGCUCAGUCAGUCCACCGGGAAGAGAGAGAUCUACGCUCGAUAGCGACUGGGUUGUCCCUGAUUCAGAUGUUUUGGAUCCCUUCAGAACAUAUCGACAACCACGAUCGCGAGCAGCUUCAACGACUAGUUGUGAAAGUAUGACUAGUAAUUCUUCCCAAUCUAGUUUUUCUAGCGGUGCAACCAGGAAAAGACCAUCGAGUCUCUCCCGGAAGAUUCGAUCAAGUGAUAAAGACAAGUCUUCUUCGACCACGAACAUCCAGCGUCCAUUUUGUUGUACAUUCUGCUGUGAUACGUUUAAGAACAAGUAUGAUUGGAUGCGACACGAGAAGUCGCUUCAUCUAAACCUUGAGAAUUGGGUCUGCAUUCCCUUUGGCGGGACUGUCGUUUUGCAAGCCACAGGCCGGACACACUGUGCAUAUUGCAAUAUGUUAGAUCCUACUUCUGAGCAUCUCUCUGGGCACAACCACGGUGCAUGCGAUGGGCAGCUGCGGAAGUUUCGACGUAAGGACCAUCUUGUUCAGCACUUACGCCUUGUACAUCGUCUUACUACUCUUCCCCUAAUUUCCGAUUGGAAGAUCGAAGCCGACAAUUUCGAAUCUCACUGUGGUUUUUGCGAUCGCCAGAUGAGCAGUUGGUCGGAACGCUGCGACCACCUCGCUCUUCAUUUCCGCAACGGUUGUACCAUGGCUGAUUGGAAAGGUGAUCAUGGGUUUCCUCCUUCGAUCGCAUGCCAAGUGACUCGUGCCGUGCCGCCGUAUUUGAUUCAUCACGAGUCACAGACCUUGGUCCCUUUUUCUGCUACUAAUAGGCACGUUGACGAUCAUUUCUCCCAGAUGCUCUCACGAGCUAUGUUGGGAAGUAAUGCGGAGACCAACACCAAGGCUUGCCAACCAGCGCCUAGCCUAUUCGGCCAAUUUGAGGAUCAGCGCUCUUCGCUGAACUCCUACACUCAGAUCCUGGUUCUUCAUCUGUGUCACUAUGCAGAGGUACAGUCGCAUUUGGGUAUAAUUCCUACUGAUGAAAUGUUCCAGCGGGAGGCAAGACGCCUACUCUUCGACUCCGAUGACCCGUGGAAUCAGACGAUCGCAGACCGCCCAGAAUGGCUUGCAGAUUUCCGAGAGCAGCACGGGUAUUGA
Messenger RNA from Talaromyces atroroseus, 1695 nucleotides. RefSeq lists its product as hypothetical. The record is from RefSeq and is a predicted model, not a curated record. The transcript is spliced from 3 exons. Lineage: Eukaryota; Fungi; Ascomycota; Eurotiomycetes; Eurotiales; Trichocomaceae. Bases 1 to 1695 code for a protein of 564 amino acids.